This is a messenger RNA of Papaver somniferum (opium poppy), 578 nucleotides long. Its product is annotated as auxin-responsive protein SAUR23-like. The record is from RefSeq and is a predicted model, not a curated record. The coding region runs from base 119 to 400 and encodes 93 amino acids. Gene Ontology annotation, biological process: response to auxin. Lineage: Eukaryota; Viridiplantae; Streptophyta; Magnoliopsida; Ranunculales; Papaveraceae. The transcript has a single exon.
CCAUGAACCAUUCAUAUUCAUCAAGUCUUCAAUUAUCUCGCUACAAACUCUUACAGCUUUCAGCUAUCUUUUGACAAGCCUUUUAAGAUCUAUCACUCUUUACACUUCACUUACUACAAUGGGUAUCGGUUUACGUUCAAUGGCCCUUCAAUCCAAGCAUAUUCUGAAAAGGGCAUCAUCCGUUGUGGAUGUUCCAAAAGGACAUUGUGCUGUUUACGUGGGAGAGACUGAAAAGAAGAGAUUCAUUGUUCCAGUAUCUUACUUGAACCAUCCUGCAUUCCAAGACUUAUUAAGCCGUGCUGAAGAAGAAUUUGGAUUCGAUCACCCAAUGGGAGGUCUCACCAUUCCUUGCAAAGUGUCCGCUUUCGUUGAUCUCACUUCUCAAAUGAGGGCUUCAUGAAAAGAGGGUGAACAACAGACAGUUUCUAGCGAUUUAGAUAGGAAAUUUUUCAUGUAGAGGGGUUGUUACACCCAUGUAAAAAAACCCUUCUUUUUUUCAUUAAUUGAUUGUGCAGAGUUAGAAAAGACUCUCCCAUUUAAAGAAUCAUUAAUACAAGACUUAUUCCUUUACAUGAUUA